CCACCAUGGCAGCUUCCUGCAACUUCCUCUCUCUUUCUUUAACCUUCUUGCUCUUCUUCCAUGGCUGCUGCCUUGCUCUCCAGAUGCAAAAUGAGUGCCAGAUUCAAAGAAUCAAUGCUCUUGAACCCAAUCAACGUAUCCAAGCUCAAGCUGGUUACACCGAGUUGUUCGACUCCAAUAACGAGCAAUUCCAGUGUGCCGGAGUUGAGGUCGUCCGCCACCACAUUCAACCCAAAGGUCUUUUCUUGCCGUCGUACACAAACGCCGCGAUCCUGGUCUAUGUUGAACAAGGUACUUACUUAAAGUUCCCCAUUCUCAAGUUUCUACAACUCGGGGCCCAGAGAGGUGUUCUCCACCCGAGAGCUAUAAUGGCACCGUACUGGAUGACGAAUGCCCACAACAUAAUCUUCGUUACAAAAGGUAACAUGAGGAUGCAGAUCGUUAACAACGAGGGCCAAGCGGUGUUUGACGGUGUGAUCAGCGAGCGGCAGCUGGUGGUGGUGCCACAGAAUUUCGCGGUGGUGAAACAAGCCGGCGAACAAGGGUGUUCAUGGAUAUCGUUCAGAACCAACGACAAUGCGAUGAUCAACACCUUGGCCGGAAAAACCUCCGCCAUGAGGGCAUUGCCGGUGGACGUGAUAACAAAUGCGUACCAGAUGUCGAGGGAAGAUGCACAGAAACUCAAGUACAGUAGGGACGAAGCUGUGAUGUUGAGCCCCGGCUCGAUGUCCUCCGGAAGGUUUUCCGGUGGCGGCUGGCCGUUGAAGGCUUGAAGGUGGUAGUCUGAGUGGUUGAAGUUGUUUUUAAGAAUAAGAGAUGGUAUUAGUUGCAGGUUGUUGAUUAGCAUCAACUUCUAUGUAUAAGAAGAACGGAGAGGUCCCUUGAUUUUGAUGUAUGUUGAAAUAAAUAAAGAUAUCUGUGACUCUUUUGUGAAGUAUGGAAA
Molecule: messenger RNA, 943 nt
Organism: Cynara cardunculus var. scolymus (artichoke)
Lineage: Eukaryota; Viridiplantae; Streptophyta; Magnoliopsida; Asterales; Asteraceae
Product: legumin B-like
Exons: 3
Coding region: 6-773 (255 amino acids)
Molecular function (GO): nutrient reservoir activity
Source: RefSeq, a predicted model, not a curated record